Molecule: messenger RNA, 1149 nt
Organism: Colletotrichum graminicola M1.001
Lineage: Eukaryota; Fungi; Ascomycota; Sordariomycetes; Glomerellales; Glomerellaceae
Product: cellulase
Exons: 6
Coding region: 1-1149 (382 amino acids)
Biological process (GO): glucan catabolic process
Molecular function (GO): hydrolase activity, hydrolyzing O-glycosyl compounds
Source: RefSeq, a predicted model, not a curated record
AUGGUCUCAAAAACAGCCACACUUCUUGGUUUUGUGGCGGCGGUGGUCGCCAGGGGAGUCGCCAUAUCUGGCGGUGACUUUGGCUGCGAAAUUGAUGGAAGCUGUCCCCUGGGCAAGGUCCAGCUGCCUCUCAGUUCACUGGGAGGCGGCGAUGGCGAAGGGCAGAUGAAGCACUUUGUCCAAGACGACAAGCUCAAUAUGUUCCGACUGCCCAUCGGCUGGCAGUUCCUCGUCAACAACCAACUCGGCGGACAACUCAACUCUAACAACUUCGGCCGCUACGACCAGGUCAUGCAAAAGUGUCUCGCAACAGGGGCCUACUGCAUGCUCGAUAUCCACAACUUUGCGCGGUGGAACGGUGGCAUCAUCGGUCAAGGCGGGCCGACUGACGACCAGUUCGUCUCGCUGUGGACACAGCUUGCGCAGAAAUAUGAGAGCAAUGAAAAGGUCGUCUUCGAGCUGAUGAACGAGCCGCACGACCUCGACAUCAAUCUGUGGGCGGCAACGUGCCAGAAGGUUGUCACGGCGAUCCGGCAGGCUGGUGCGACGACGCAGAUGAUUCUGCUGCCCGGAACCAACUUCGACUCGGCAGCGCAACUCGUCAGCAGCGGCAGCGCGGAGGCUUUAGCGGCGAUCAAGAAUCCCGACGGCACGACGGACGGCCUGAUUAUCGAUAUCCACAAAUACCUCGACGAGGACAACAGCGGAACCCACAAGCCGUGCACAACCGACAACGUGGAUAGUUUCAGGACGGUCGCCGAGUUUCUGAGAUCCAAGGGGCGCAAGGGGCUGGUUAGCGAAACAGGCGCCUCAAGCGAUGCCUCGUGUUUCACAAGCUUCUGCGCGCAGAACACUUUUAUCAACCAGAACUCUGACGUCUUCAUCGGCCUCGUCGCAUGGGCCGCUGGUAGCUUCGACACCAACUACAUCCUCAGCCUAACGCCCAAGAAGUCAGGCAACAGCUACACCGACAACCAAUUGAUGAAGCAAUGUGUUCUCGACACAUGGGCAAAUACGGAACAAAACGUAACGGCGCCGGCAACAACGGCGCCUCAGCCCGUAGCUUCUGGCACCAAGUUCGGCGCCGAAUCCAGCGCCGAACCCACCGUUGAAUCCGGCUCCGGCUCCGGCGCCCACCGCGGCUCUUAA